UUAUUAAAUUUUAUAAAUAUGUAUUGUAUAAAUGGUGAAUCCGCGCUCAGUGUCAUUUAAGCUGUUUGGCUUACCUAAAAGGUGCUUAGCUGUUAUUUUCAUUGCGGAUUUUCCCACUCUUCCCACAGCUUGUGAGGGACACGCGAUGCCGCACGGAGAUGUUUCACUUCAAUGCCGAGGGCGACGAGCUGUUGACGAGCUCCGAAUAUUUUUGUGGCACUGGCAAAUUCGAGCGGCAAAGUUUUCUGAAUCGUGCUGUGAUUUCCUACAUCUCGCAGAGGAAGGAGGCGUCUCCAGCUACUGCUGCUGCUGGUGGUGUCCUGGUGCCAAAGUUAAAGGAUAAGCUGCCAGCGCAAAUCACAAGUGCCAGCAGCACAAUCACGAGUACGACAAGUACAACAACUACACAGGCACCUCCAGUUGAGCAGGUGGAAGUUGGAGAAGAGGAUGAGAAGCAAGCCGAUUCGGAGGAGCAGGAGGAGGAUGAUGAGUUUUCAAACGAGGUGCUACACGUGCUGCAGGAUGUGGGCGUGAGCGAUGCCUUGGCUUACGUCGCCUCGCUGCUCUUCGAUGAGUCCAACAAUGGUCGUCGAAUUGGCAGCACGCCCGCGCCAACUAACUUGGCCCAAUUGCUGCGCCAGAAGUCGGUAAAAAGGCGCACUCCAAAGACUUCCGCAAAACGUGCCAAAAUUUUAUCCAUUUAUCCACUUGGCACUCAAAGCGGAGGUGGGCGUUUCUCUUGCCUCGUCGAAGCCAUUUUACCUCAGUGUAACUGCGGCUGGAGUCUCACACAGCGCAUCGCCAGUCCAACAAAUGACGAGGCUUCACUUCACGAGUUUCCCUCCAUGGCAGGUGUGCUGACCAAGAAGCUGGGCAGAGUCUUUUGUGGUGCUGCGAUCAUUCAUCAUCAUUAUCUGCUGUCUGCCGCACACUGUUUCCUCAGUGCCGAGACGAGUCAAGCUGCUCUGCUACGUAUUGUGGUUGGGGAGCACGAUUUGUCCACCGCCUACGAGACGCUCUUCACCCGUCACUACGAUCUAGAUGCCUUGAUCCUGCAUGAACAGUUCAGCCAAUCGAAUGGACAGCUUCGGAAUGAUAUUGCUUUGCUGCGCACUCGCUUGCCCAUCUUGUGGAAUCGCAGUGUUGGACCCGCUUGUCUGCCCCUGCAACCAGCUGAGAAUGGCAAGAAGUUGCCUCUGGUGGGUCAGCAGCUCUUGGCAGCCGGUUGGGGCACCACAUCCUAUGGCGGACCACAGACUGCGCGUCUGCUGAAGACAACGUUGGAUGUGAUCGGCACCGAGCAGUGUCGCAGUUCAUUGAGCGAGGGUUCGGUGCCGUUGCACAGUUUCUGCACUUAUACGCCGGGCAGGGAUACGUGUCAGUAUGACUCGGGAGGAGCUCUGUAUGAGCGAAGUCAUGGGCGUCUGAUGGCUGUGGGCAUUGUUAGCUAUGGCUAUGCGUGCGCCACUCAACAGCCAUCGGUGAAUACACGAGUUGCCUCGUUCAUCAAGUGGAUCAGAGCGAAGACACCUGAGGUGGCGUAUUGUGCAAAGCAGACAUGAAACGAGGUAUCGAUUAUGUAGCAUACUUAUCAAGUGUCAAGUGGGUGUCAAGAUUGUCGCUUCGCAUCGACGCUUCCGCAAUUGAAACAUCAUUCAAUUCCAGUCAUCAAUGAUGCAUGGAAAUCUUUCGCCUCGCUGGCUCAACGCUUCCCCCAGUUUGCAAUUAAGCGCAAAUGUCAACUAAUUAACCUCAACGCAGCGCUUUUUCUAUCUCUGUCAAUAACGAUACUGACUGUUAUUUAUCUAAAGGUUUUUUUUUUAGGGCUGUGCAUUUGCUUGCUCUUUUUGCUGUCUGUGUUGUCUGUUGUCGUCUUCUUUUCAAAUAAAUAAUUAAACGUUUGGCAUAACAUAUGAAUCAUGC
This is a messenger RNA of Drosophila albomicans, 1923 nucleotides long. RefSeq names its product venom serine protease. Bases 159 to 1562 code for a protein of 467 amino acids. Gene Ontology annotation, biological process: proteolysis. The record is from RefSeq and is a predicted model, not a curated record. The transcript is spliced from 2 exons. Gene Ontology annotation, molecular function: serine-type endopeptidase activity. Lineage: Eukaryota; Metazoa; Arthropoda; Insecta; Diptera; Drosophilidae.